Strongylocentrotus purpuratus (purple sea urchin) is the source of this 7331-nucleotide messenger RNA. Its product is annotated as probable ATP-dependent RNA helicase DDX43. Gene Ontology annotation, molecular function: RNA helicase activity; ATP binding; RNA binding. The coding region runs from base 167 to 2578 and encodes 803 amino acids. Lineage: Eukaryota; Metazoa; Echinodermata; Echinoidea; Camarodonta; Strongylocentrotidae. The record is from RefSeq and is a predicted model, not a curated record. The transcript is spliced from 20 exons.
CAUAUUCCUGCUGAGCUGUGUCAGCGGAGCACAUGCGUAUUGUAAUGUCACUUCCGUGUAAAUAAACACAUGUGAACCCAAGAUCAAGAGGCCAAACGCGAAUGACAAUCUGCACCUUCUUUCUCACCUCAGUAUUGUGCGUUUUAUAGCACACUUUACAUUCAUAAUGAGCGACUGGGAGGAAGAAAUCGAGAAUGACAUGCGAGGAAUGUCCUUUUCAUCGCAGCCUCAAAGUCAAAACACGAACCGUUGGAGCAAUGAUGAUUAUGCCAACUCGCAGUCGACCAGCAACUAUGGGCAGGACCGUUCCGCGCCAUACGGCCAGGGCCGGGCGAGAUCAAGCGUGGGCCGUGGCGGCGGCACUGGAUACAGGGGUCGCGAUGACGAUCGAGGCAGGACGGCAUCAUCUGGCAUUGGUCGGGGCCGUGGGAUUGCGUUGGAAAGGAAUAAUGAUCGUAGAAAUGAUGGCAAUGAUGAAGGAGAAUGGAGAGGUGAAAGUAGAACUUGGAAUUCAGGUCGGUAUGACAGCAGACGAUCGUCAAGUCCCAAUUGGAGAAAGAAUGAACGUGAGAAUAACGAAGCAGGAUCGCGAGAUAAACAAGAAAGAUGGUAUGGAGAAACAGGAGGAGGAGGAGGAAGGAGAGGAGAUGACGAGAGAUCAAGAGAUGAUAAAGGAUCUCUUUUAGUGGACAAUCAGUAUCUGGGCAGAAUAAUAGGAAAACAAGGGGCAAAGAUCAGGGAACUAGAACAAGAGAGUGGUGCCAGAAUAAAGAUCAUGUCCAGAGAGUCUGAUGGAUACGAGACUACAAUCAAUCUAGAAGGUGGAGAAGAAGCACAAGCAAAGGCCAAGAAAUUGAUAGAAGAACUGACAGAUCCAGACUUUAGAGGCAACACUAGAAAGCCACAGUCUUCAAGUUUCAGCUUCAAUAGUAGAAAUGGAACUGAUAGCAAUAGCCAAGAUGAUGCACCUCCGAAACCGAGGGGGCCAAUCGACUGGAAGAAUCUACAGGCAGAGCAGGAUAUAUAUCUAGCACAAAAAUGGAAAGAUUACCCUGAAGUCAUCAAGGAUUUCUACCAUGAGCACAGCUCUAUCAAGGCCUUAUCAGAAGAGGAAACAGAUGCUCUCAGGGAGGUGAUCGGUGUGUCAGCUGUAGAUGACAGCGCCAAGGAGCUGAAUCGUAUCAUUCCAAAACCAGUCAGAACAUUUGAAGAGGCAUUUGAAGAUUACCCUGAAAUCCUUCGAGAGAUAUACAAGCAAAAAUUCACCAAACCAUCGCCUAUACAGAGUCAAGGUUGGCCUGUAGCUCUCAAAGGUCACGACCUGAUAGGUAUAGCACAGACUGGGAGCGGAAAGACACUAGCAUUCCUCUUACCGGCUCUUAUACACACAGACCUACAGCCAGGGGCUCGUAAGUCGCGUGGUGGACCUAACGUUCUCGUCCUCUCACCAACCCGUGAGCUUGCUCUUCAGAUAGAAUCGGAGGUCAACAAGUAUUCCUACAAGGGUAUCAAAAGUGUGUGCGUCUAUGGAGGUGGCGAUAGGAGGAAACAAAUCAAGGUAGUGUCUGACGGAGUGGAGAUCAUUAUCGCUACACCAGGCAGGCUCAAUGAUCUCAUCAUGAACAAGAUUGUGAAUGUCAUGUCAGUUACAUUUUUGGUGCUAGACGAAGCUGAUCGGAUGCUUGACAUGGGCUUUGAACCUCAGAUCAUGAAGAUUCUACUGGACGUGAGACCUGACAGACAAACCAUCAUGACAAGUGCUACAUGGCCAGAGGGAGUGAGGCGUCUGGCUAAGAACUACAUGAAGAACCCGAUCCAUGUCAAUGUAGGAUCAUUGGAUCUGUCCGCUUGCCACAAUGUAACUCAACUCGUUGAAAUCGUAGAUGAAGAGGAAAAGAGAGACAGGCUCAUUGCGUUCUUUGAGACGAUGACAGAAGAUGAGAAAGUACUAGUCUUUGUUGGAAGGAAAGUCAUGGCGGAUGACCUGUCAUGUGACAUGAGCAUGAGGAACCUGUCAGUACAGAGCAUUCAUGGAGGGAGAGAACAGUACGACAGAGAACGAGCGCUGGAAGAUUUCAAAGAUGGUUCUGUUCGUAUCUUGAUUGCAACUGAUGUAGCCUCUAGAGGAUUGGAUAUCAAGGAUAUCACCCACGUCUUUAACUUUGACUGUCCUAAUCAUAUAGAGGAGUACGUCCACAGAGUGGGUAGGACUGGAAGAGCAGGGCGUACCGGUACAUCUCUCACCUUGAUGACCAAGAAGGAUUGGCGUUGGGCUGGUGACAUCAUUAAGAUCAUGGAAGAAGCAGGCCAGGAAGUACCGUAUGAGCUGAUUGAGAUGGCAGAGAGGUGGAAGAGACAUCAAGCUAGGAUGGCAGAUGGCGACAGGAGAGGAGGAGGAAGAGGAGGAGGACGAGGAAGAGGAGGAGGAGAAGGAGGCUUCAGAGGAGGGCGUGACAGGGACUCCGGAGGGGGAGGCUUUGGGUUCAGUAGUGGUGGUGGUGGUGGUGGCGGGUUUGGCUUUGGAGGUAGGAGUGGAGGAGGAGGGAGGAGGGGCGGGGAGAGAGAUGAGUGGUGGUAAGAUAUAGAGAGGAGGGAGAAGAGAGAAAGGAGGAAAAUAGGAAGGUUAGAGAAAGAAGGAUGAAGAGGUAAAGGGAAAGAAUACUGGAUAUAAAGAAUGCAGGCAUCAAAGAUUAAAGGGCCAUCCAACCUUUAUAAUAAGCUCAUGUGUAGGUAUUUUCCUUUAAUAUAUAAAGAUAAAAGAUAUUGAAAAGGAGAUGUCUGAAUGUUGGAGAGGAGAAGGAAAUAGGAAGAAAGAAAAGGGGAGGUAGAAAGAUAAGCGGAAGGAGGAAAGGAGGAAUGGAGAGAGAGUGGGGGAGAGACAGACAGAGACUGAGACAGACAGAUCUAGCUUUACAAUAUUGACGAUUUUGGAAGAAAUAUGAAAGGUUCGGAAAAGAGUAAAGGGAAAUGUCAAAAAAUGGUGCAUAUGUGGAUAAGUUUGUUAAGGAUAUGACUGAGAAAACAACAAAUUGAUGAGUAAAAAAAUGUUAAUUGGUGGAAAAGCACUAAGAAAGAUAAAUUGUACUGGACAAGUGAUCAACAGUGCGUUAAAUCUUGAUUUCACUUGAAAUCACUGAGGAGUGCCACAUUGUGUGGAGUAUCAGGUUUCAUACAUGUGUGUGCCAAAAGUAGAGUAUGGCACUCCACUUGUUGUUCAUUUGUUUACAAAAGAGGGCAAAAGGUUGAGCAAGAAAAGGAAGGAGAAUGUGGAAAUGAUGUUGAUCAAAUGGCAGUUAAUAAAGGAAGAUGAUAGAAACACAAUAACCAAAGAGGUAGGGAAAAUAAAAAGUAUGAACAUAUAUUUCAGUGUGUGCAAUCUUUGUUGCAGGGAUCAGUGAGAAGCAUAAACUGGAAUUUAAAAAAAAGUUGUUUAAGUAUUUAAUUUUUAUAAAGUUAUUUUACUUUUUCAAAGCUUCCGCAUCUUCAUUUUGUAUGUAUUGUACACAGCUUUUUUGUUAACCUUUAUCUCAUGCAAUUUCAUUUCUUUAAAUCAAAUAAAUGUUUUUAAAAGAAAAAUAAUAACAUAUGUUCAUGGGCACAGUAUCACUUGGUGCUUCAACACUUUUUGAGGGCUCCAUAUUUGUGCUCACAGAACAGUCCUUUUGAGCUUCUAAUAAUCAGAGAUAUAAAAUAUUCUAUUUGUUCCAAAGAUUGAAAUUAGUGGAGUAUGUACAUUGUAUCUGUCACUUAAAGGAUAUUAGAGGGUCAAGUAAAGUUCCAAAUUGUUGGAAACCCAAUUCAAAGAGGAAAAAUAUAGUUAGUAUCGCUUGAGUGCAGUACAUUUCUUGCCAUGGAUUUUGGAUAUAUACUGUGUAUUGUAGGAAACGGAUUAUAUAUUUUUUAAUUGUUUGAUUUCAUAUUAUAACACAUUUUGAGUUGUAUUUUUAUGUCACGGGUAUGUUCUUUUCAUCUUGAAGCUGUAAAAGCUGAGAGGGUAUGGCACGCUCAAGGCUCAUUCAGAUAUGACACGGUAAACCAACACGAUAACAAAACUCUCACUUCAAAGGGGGUGUAGCAUGACAAGACUACAUCUGUUUCCUGGGGCCAAUUGGGUAUAACACGACUAUGAACGACGUGACCGCAGUAUUCAUGUGCGUGCAACAUACGCAAAACUGAAGCUUGAGCAGAACUUCGGUCUGUUUCGCGAAUGCUAGCGCUCUCUGACCAUUAAUCAAGUCCAUUCGUUUACGUACAGUUGUCCAAAAGAAGUCGUAGAUUGCGUUAACCAGUAUUUGCCAUGCUACACCCCCUUUUAUAAAGAAAUGUGUAAAUGAGUGACAUCUGAAUGCAACAAAUGACCUACGUGUAUUCACUUAGCCCCGUAUUAUGAUAUACAGAAAUGGGAAGCAUAUAACGCUUUGCUGUGAUUUACUGCAACACUUCUGAACAAGGCUUUAUCGCUGGUGAUGACUUUAUUUCAAACGACUACUAAGAAAGAAGGUUAAUAUACUUGGGGUAUUGUAAAAUGAUGUUUAUCCAAUGGACCUAUGGCAAUAAUUCCUGUACGAGGGACUUCAUGGUUGAGAAAGAAUGACUAAGGUACGACCAAUUGGGUUCAUGAGUAAAUGUUUUUGUUGGAUGAACAUACCUACAACUGUCUUUCUUUAUGGGUUGUAUUGUCAAUUUGAAAUUUAGCAGAGGAAAGAAAGGGGGGGAGAAAUCAUGCAUUUAUAUUUUUUACAUGACUUGUAUCUAAAGCAUCAUAACAAGUAAUGUCUGCUGCAAUCAUACAGUACCUCUGGUCAAAUGGUAUGUCAUUGUAAUGCUUAGAAGUUCUGCCUGACCUUGCGUUGAUCAGAAAUAUCAUUACACAAAACGCUGAAGUAUAUUGUACAUGUGUAUGUGCCUAGAAUGAGCAGAUCAGUGUGGAGGUGUUGUGGUCUAGUGGAUGAGUCUCCGGACGAUGAGCCACAAGAUACAGGAUUCAAAUCCAGCCGCGGCAAUAUUGUCCUUUGGGAAGACUUUAAUGUGCAUUUGCCACACUCGACCCAGGUGUAGUAAGUGGGUACCUGGUGGGAUAUAUUCCUUGACUGCACUGAGCGCUACAGUUGCCAGAGAUGAAGCCGGCGUAAUAAAUAAUAUUCAAAGCUCUGUGGAAGCCUGUGGAGACGUUAUAUCAUAAUGUGAAAUGCGCUACACAAGAACGGCAUAUUAUAAUUAUGAUUAUUAGUAACUAUAACUUAAAAUUGGUACAUUCUAUUUGAAAGUACAGAUACGUGGCCUUCACUUAUUAUCUCCAUCCAUUAUUUGAUAUGUUUUAAAACUGAAUGUGUGUUGAACUGUAUUUACCUGUCACAUUGAGUAGAUGAGGUGUACUAUAUGGAAUAAUAUCUGUUGAUAUUUGUUUAUUUCAUUACCGGCUAUUGUUCAUAACUCUCUAUGUGCCAAAGAUUAAAUGUUAAGGACCAAGUAGUAGCAUUUAUGCAUGGUAUUUAGGUAACAGUUAUAUCAUAAGAAGUUAUUAUUGGUAUACAUGACACAUAUUGAGUAGAUGAGGUGUACUAAAUGGAAUAAUAUCUGUUGAUAUUUGUUUAUUUCAUUACCAGUAAUUGUUUCAUAACUCUCUAUAUGCCAAAGAUGAAAUGUUAAGGACCAAGUAGUAGCAUUUAUGCAUGGUUUUUUAGGUAACAGUUAUAUUAUAAGAAGUUAUUAUUGGUAUACAUGACACAUAUUGAGUAGAUGAGGUGUACUAAAUGGAAUAAUAUCUGUUGAUAUUUGUUUAUUUCAUUACCGGUAAUCGAUUCAUAAAUCUCUUUGUGCCAAAGAUGGAAUGUUAAGGACCAAGUAGUAGCACUUGUGCAUGGUAUUUAGGUAACAGUUAUAUUAUAGGAAGUUAUUAUUGGUGUACAUGACACAAAACUUCCUUGCAGAGAAUGUUCAACAGGAACAUCAAAUCUAGUUUUUUGUAUGUAAAACCAUUUCUGUGCCUUUGAUUGUUUAACAUUUAGGUGAUAAAACCAUUACGAAUGCAUUCCAUUAGUACAUACUGUGUGCUCUUUAGCAAAAUGUUGAUUGACAAGUGCAAACGUCCGUUCAAGUAAUAUUGUUCUUGCUAACAAUUUUAAAAAAUGAAACUCGUUGGGAAGUUUCAGUACCCUAGCUAGCGUAUAUUCCGUUGAAAUCAUGUUCAGAUUACUUGAUGCAUCAUUGUAAUGUAUGUACGUUUCAACAGGUAAUGGCCGGGCUACUGAUAUAACCAUAGGUUGACUUUUUGAAAUCUUUGAGAUCUUGUGUAAUGUAGUUACCUGAAUCUCUUUUGGCUAAAAGGGAGAUAUACUUGGGUUAAUGGAGAAAAGAAAAGAAUUUAUAACAUUACUUUCACGUUUUAGAGAAUUUUAAAAAGUUUUUUCUACAUUGCUAAGCGUUGUAUUGAUUUCUAUUUUAACCCCCCCCCCCUCCCCUCUUUUGUUACAAUGCCGGAUCUGCAUUUGAUUGAGGUUAUUUGUAAAACUUAAAGUUGUAAAUGAGAAUAGAAAUCGUAAAAAACAUUGUAAAUGCUGUGUUCUUGUGGAAAAUUUGGGCCAUCUCUAGAGACCUUUCUUUGAAAUACAUUAGUCCAACUUAACGGGUAUAGAUUUUAGAAGGUUAUAUGAAUGGAAUGUGUGUUUUUGCCAAGUAUACUUUUGUUAAAAAUUAUAGAAAUACCUUAAUAAGGAUUUACAAGUGUAUUCUCAGCUCAAGCAUUUGAUAAGGCUGUUAUAUUUAGAGGCUGAAGCUGAUAAUGAGUUCAAAAUGUGAUAUAAUGUAAUCUUGGGACCUUUUCCUUACAACUCUAUUGAAUUUUUCACAGUCAUACGUUGGGAUGGAUAGAUUUAAACAAGUAGUUGGUAACAGGUAGCUUUCUUGUUAUGCAAGUAUUUUGUAAGAUCCAUGUAAAGCACAUUUUAUUUGUUUAUGAAUAGCAUAAUUUUGCAGAAAUAAAUUUAUUAUAAAGAAUGUUCAUACAAAUUUUCUUUAUAUUAAAUAUGACAAAUAUAAUUGUUACAUUAUCCAGUUGAGAAAGAAGAAGUGCCUUGUGGUAUUUGAUUGUUACAAUGGAGCUUCCAAGCAGAAUGAUGCUGCAUUAAAAAAAAAGAUGAUUUUCGUUUUGUGAGAGUCUUCUUUUGGAUUUUGAUACAAAUAAUGCAUAGCUGUCUCAACAUCCCUCCAUGCUAUGGCCUAGUACAUGUUUAUGUAUUUUUUUAAAUGUCAAUUGACAGUAUUCAAAUGUUAGUUUGUUAUUUUUUUAAAGUUAGAAUUUGUAAUAAAAUAUUAUAUUGCAGAUCAGAAAA